AUGGAUAUUGCUACUCCGACUCCUCAAGAUCUACAAAGGAAGCUGUAUUUCUUAGUGGAACAACUUCAACAUAUGGCUGGUGAACUUCCUCCAAAGUAUCAAAUGAGACUUCCUUAUGAAUUACUGUCAGGCUUAGCUAAUUCUCUGUUGAAUGAUACAAUAUUUGAGAUUGUUAAAGGAUUAAUGGAAAUUCAACACGUCACGGAGAAACAUCUUUUCCAACAGCGCCUUCAGUUAUUGAAUCAACAAAAAAUUGAAAUGCAGGAAGCAUUAACCUCUGUGUCAACAGAUGCGGAAAGGGUGGCGAUAAAAACAGCAUUGUAUAAAAAACACAGGGAAGAAUUAAAGCACAUGGAUAUGAAAUUGGUUCUACAAUUGGAUCAAAAAGUAGCAGAUCAACAAAGCAUUUUGGAAAAGGCCGGUGUACCUGGAUUUUAUGUUACAAGUAAUCCUAUAGAAAUUCAAGUACAAAUGAGACUAUGUGACUUUAUAAUCAGACUUAGUAAUAUGGAAGUUCCAAGUUAA
Molecule: messenger RNA, 525 nt
Organism: Dufourea novaeangliae
Lineage: Eukaryota; Metazoa; Arthropoda; Insecta; Hymenoptera; Halictidae
Gene: gdl
Product: gonadal protein gdl
Exons: 1
Coding region: 1-525 (174 amino acids)
Source: RefSeq, a predicted model, not a curated record